Talaromyces proteolyticus is the source of this 1746-nucleotide messenger RNA. Its product is annotated as putative salicylate hydroxylase. The coding region runs from base 80 to 1375 and encodes 431 amino acids. Gene Ontology annotation, biological process: secondary metabolite biosynthetic process. Lineage: Eukaryota; Fungi; Ascomycota; Eurotiomycetes; Eurotiales; Trichocomaceae. Gene Ontology annotation, molecular function: FAD binding. The transcript has a single exon. The record is from RefSeq and is a predicted model, not a curated record.
CCAGACUAUUAUACGUAGCCGGAUUCCUCGGUAGCCUGUCAUCGCACGCUUGCAGUGUGACCAUCCCCCGAAUGAAAACAUGGCCACUGCAAAGCAGUUCAGUGUUGCGAUUGUCGGCGGCGGCAUUGGUGGGCUCACGCUGGCCAUCGGCCUGCUGCGGCGCAAUGUCAAUGUCAAGGUCUACGAGGCUGCGGCGCAAUUUGGUGAUAUCGGGCUGGGUCUGUCCAUCGGGCCGGCAGCCCACCGGACCAUGCCGCUGAUCGAUCCAAAAAUCUACGAUUUCUACAAUGCGUUUGUCACGACGCAUGCCGACAGUCCUGGGUAUGAACAGUUCCGACAGACUUGGUUCGAGAUCGUGUGGGCGUCGGGCAUCAAGGCUGGCGAGAUCCUGAUGGACCUGAAGGCGCUGCCGUCCGGGCAGACGACUGUUCGGCGCGCAGAUUUCCUAGAUGCUCUUGUCAGCCUCGUCCCCAAAGAGCACACGUACUUUGGGAAACGUCUGCAGAACCUGGAAGAAGCAUUUGAUGGGGUCCAUCUGAACUUUGAAGAUGGCACAUCGGUGGUAGCAGAUGUCGUCGUCGGGUGCGACGGAAUCAAAUCAAAGGUCAAGGAAUCCAUCCUUCCUGGGGAAAUUGAACAGACCAUGCCACGAUACAGUGGCAUGUACGCUUACCGUGCCGUACUCGAUAUGGACACCAUGGUGAGCGUCGUUGGUGAUCACCGGGCACGCGUAUCAACCUUAUAUGUUGGACAUGGGGCCUACGCUAUAUCCUACCCGAUCAUGCGUGCAAAGAAGGUGAAUGUCGGGUUCUACAAGUUGAACGAGACUUGGGACAGUGAUACGUGGGUUCGACCAGCGGAUAGAGAAGAAAUGCAAAAGGAUAUGGGCCACAUGGGGGAGUAUGUCAACGCGCUUAUCCCGCACAUGCCCGACCCUUCGCAGUGGGCCAUAUUUGAGCAUCCUCUUAUUUCCACGUUUGCGAAGUCACGAGUCGCCAUUCUCGGAGAUGCUGCGCAUGCUUCGACGCCUCACCAAGGCGCCGGUGCCGGGCAGGCAAUCGAAGAUGCUCAUGUUCUGGCUGAGCUCCUGGCCGACCCUCGGGUCAUAACCCCUGAGCACGCCGCCGCAGCAUUCCAAGCGUACGAUGCAGUACGACGACCACGGAGCCAGAGAGUUGUGACCACCAGUAAAGAGAAUGCGGACCUUCUUUGUCUUUGCCACGAGGAAGCUGGCGAUGACGAGCAGAAGUUGAAAGAUAUAUGGGAGGAGAGAUAUAGAUGGUUAUGGGACAUUGAUAUCAAGGAGCAGGCGGAAGACGCGAGGAAUAUCAUGACUCAGCUGAUUGCAUCCACGACCAAGACUAAUAAUACUUGAGUGUUGUUAGCUAUGCCCAUCCCUACCACCUCGUAUAUUCCCCAUUUUCCUCCCGUCUUGCACAUAUCCUGUGACACUUCGCAUCACUAAAUACUGCUCUAAAAGGCUUUCUACUCUUCCUACGUGGUUAUACUGUACCUCUAGGAUCUACUAAUUUUAACUGGUAAUCGCGCAAAGCCAGGAUGUUUCUUGAGAAUGGCUUUUCUAUAGAUAAGUAGAUAGCAUUUAUAUUAUAAUAUAUUGAAGCGUCCUGGAUUUCUUAUCAGAGCUAUACAGACUGCUAUAUAGGUUAGAUAUGUUAAACAUGCCUUUCUUGUUAUUUAAAAGCUCUGUUUGAAUAUAAUUUUACUAUCAUCUUGUGGAAAAUUCUG